Messenger RNA from Globicephala melas (long-finned pilot whale), 405 nucleotides. RefSeq names its product retinol binding protein 2 (gene RBP2). Gene Ontology annotation, cellular component: nucleus; cytosol. The record is from RefSeq and is a predicted model, not a curated record. Gene Ontology annotation, biological process: fatty acid transport. Lineage: Eukaryota; Metazoa; Chordata; Mammalia; Artiodactyla; Delphinidae. Gene Ontology annotation, molecular function: fatty acid binding.
AUGACAAGGGACCAGAAUGGAACCUGGGAGUUGGAGAGUAAUGACAACUUUGAAGGCUUAAUGAAGGCUCUGGAUAUUGAUUUCGCCACCCGCAAGAUCGCCAUCCAUCUGGCUCAGACGAAGAUCAUUGAGCAAGACGGUGAUAACUUCAAGACGAAAACCAACAGCACGUUCCGAAACUACAACUUGGAUUUCACAGUCGGGGUGGAGUUUGAUGAGUACACGAAGGGCCUGGACAACCGGAAUGUUAAGACUCUGAUCACCUGGGAAGGUGAUGUCCUCGUGUGCGUGCAGAAGGGGGAAAAGAAGAACCGAGGCUGGAAGCAGUGGGUCGAGGGGGACAAGCUGCACCUGGAGCUGACGUGCGACGACCAGGUGUGCCAUCAAGUGUUCAAGAAGAAGUGA